Rubroshorea leprosula is the source of this 3216-nucleotide messenger RNA. NCBI's taxonomy places the organism in Eukaryota, Viridiplantae, Streptophyta, Magnoliopsida, Malvales, Dipterocarpaceae. The record is from the annotation of a GenBank genome assembly.
AUUUCCAUAAAAAUUAAUUGCUUUCCGAUUCAAAAUUCAAUGGCUCGGCUUAUCUUUCAUUUCCUUGCCUUUCUCAUUCUAAUCACUAAUGUUACCAUUAUUAGCAUUUGCAAUGGCAACUCUGUUCAUGCGGUCUGCAUUGAGAGCGAGAAAGAAGCACUUUUGAAGUUCAAGCAAGGUAUUGUAGAUAACUCCAACAGACUGGCCUCUUGGCUUUCUAAUGGAGAUUGUUGCAAAUGGACUGGAAUUGUCUGCGACAACAUGACUAGUCAUGUCAUUGAACUCAACCUCAGAACUACUCCAUUGGAGGUCGAUUAUUAUGCGUAUGAUCAGGAAGCUGAUGAGGCUUAUGAGAGAUCAAGGCUAGGUGGUAAGAUAAGUCCUUCUUUGCUCCAUUUGAAGCAGUUGAGUUAUUUGGACCUCAGCAACAAUGAUUUUGGAGGAAUUCGCAUUCCCAAGUUUUUUGGUUCUUUGGGGAGUUUAAGUUUCCUUAACCUCUCCAAUGCAAAUUUUGGAGGGGAGGUUCCUCACCAUCUUGGGAAUCUCUCCAAUCUGAAAUAUCUCAAUCUUAGGGAUAAUUAUUAUUAUGGGUCCACCAUGCAUGUUAAGAAUCUCCACUGGUUGUCUAGUCUUUCUUCAUUGGAGUACCUUGAUUUGAGUUCUGUGAACCUUGGCCAAGCCUCCAAUUGGUUUCAUGCACUAAAUACACUUCCUUCCUUGGUAGAAUUACACUUGUCAUACUGUCAACUUUCCCAACAUCAUCUCCAUCCCAUUGCAAGUUUAAAUAUAUCAUCUCUUGUUGCCCUUUCUUUAUCUCAGAAUUCUUUCCAAAACUUUUCAGUGAUCAAUUGGGUUUUUAGUCUCAAGAAUUUGAUUUCCCUUGAUCUAUUGGGAAAUUUUAUUGAAGGGUCAAUCCCUAAUGGUCUUCAAAAUUUGACUUUGUUGAAACAACUUGAUUUGUCACAAAAUCAUUUCAAUUCCUCAAUACCUGAUUGGCUAUACACUUUUGCUCCUCUUGAGUCUUUAAAUCUUGGGUCUAAUUACAUGCAAGGUGAAAUAUCAAAUAACAUAGGAAAGAUGAACUUUGUUGUUGACCUUGACUUAUCCUUGAACAAGUUUGAAGGUCAAAUCCCAAUUAGGUCAAUAGGAAAUCUUUGCAGCUUGAGGUCACUCUCCUUCUCAAGUGUCAAUUUGAGUCUAGACAUAUCAAAUGUCUUAGAAGUCUUUUCUAUGUGUGUUUCUAAUAAAUUAGAGUCAUUGUCCUUGGAUGAUUGUCGACUUUAUGGACAAUUAACCAACCAGCUAGGAAAUUUUAAAAAUUUGAGAGAGUUGAUUUUGUCAUCUAACUCAAUCUCUGGUUCAAUUCCAAUAUCCAUAGGAGAGCUUUCAUCCUUAAAAUAUUUAUCUCUCUCUCAAAACCAAAUCAAAGGAAACCUUCCUGAGUCAUUUGGUCACCUUUCCAAUUUAGAAGUUGUUUAUAUAUCAAAUAAUUUUUUAAAGGGUACUCUUUCUGAGAAACACUUUUUUAACCUCACAAAAUUGUUAGUUUUAAUCGCAAAUGAGAACCCAUUGAUUUUGAAGGUAGAUCCUGGUUGGAUUCCUCCUUUUCAAAUUCAACUCUUAGAAUUAAGAUCUUGGAAUUUAGGACCACAAUUUCCAUAUUGGCUUGCUUCUCAAAGACACCUUAAAUACUUAGAUCUAUCCAACUCUGGAAUCUCAUGUAUUCUCCCUAGUUGUUUUUUGGACUUGUCUCCUCAUUUGAAAUUUCUAAAUCUUGCUCACAAUCAAAUUCAUGGGAUACUUCCUAAUAUUUCUAGCUUCAAUGAUCCAUUAUCUCAGAUCUUCUCAAGUUUGAGUUACUUAGACCUUUCUAAUAAUCUUUUGUCAGGUUCCCUUUUUAACUUUUUGUGUCUUGAGGCCAAUGAAACAAUGAAUCAAAUGUAUAUUCUCAAUCUUGGCAACAAUUUUUUGUCUGGGGAGUUACCAAAUUGUUGGUCCAAGUGUCCAAAUUUAGGGGUCAUUGUAUUGGAUAACAAUAGCUUUACAGGUGAAAUUCCGAGUUCCAUAGGAACUUUGCAAUUCCUUGAAUUCUUGUAUCUUCGUAAAAACAACUUCUCAGGAGAAAUUCCUUUGUCCAUAAGGAAUUGUACAGCUUUGCAGAGCCUUGAUUUUGGUGAAAAUGCAUUGGUUGGGAAUAUCCCAUCAUGGUUGGGUCAUUAUUUUCCAUACCUGGCAAUUUUGAGCCUUCGUUCAAACAAGUUUUCAGGGCAUAUACCUAGAGAGUUGUGUGCACUCAAUUCUCUCCAUGUCUUGGAUGUCGCUCAUAAUAAUCUUUCAGGGAGCUUACCAAGUUGCAUUAGUAACUUAAGUGCCAUGGUUUAUUUUGUAAAUGGCUCAUCUGAGAAGUACAUUUCAUAUAACUCACCAUCAAUUUACUCACCAUUGCUUUUUAUUGAGAGUGUAUUUCUUAUGAUGAAAGGCCAGUAUUAUGAAUAUGGCAAUACUCUUAAUUUGGUAAGAGUCCUUGAUUUGUCAGAUAAUAGUUUAUCUGAAGGUAUUCCUUGGGAAAUAACUAGGCUUCAGGGGUUGCAAUCACUAAAUUUAUCACACAACCUUUUCACCAAAAGGAUCCCUCCAUGUAUUGGCGACAUGAGUUCACUAGAAUCUCUUGAUCUUUCUGUAAACAAAUUGCUAGGGCCAAUCCCUGAAAGCAUGUCUAGAUUGUCAUUUCUAAGCCACUUGAACUUGUCUGACAAUCAACUGACUGGAAAAAUUCCUUCAAGUACUCAAUUACAAAGCUUUGAUGCAUCUUGCUAUGUUGGAAAUGAACUUUGUGGCCUUCCACUUGCAAAUAAAUGCAAUGAAGUUAAUCAUGUGGUACCUGGCAUUGGAAAUAAUGGGAGGAAAGAUAUGGAUGGAGUUAAAGUGAAUUGGUUGUUUGUUAGCAUGGCACUUGGAUUUAUUUUUGGAUUUUGGAGUCUACUGAUUCCUCUUGUGAUUAGUAGGCAAUGGAGGCAUUCAUACUAUCAGUUUCUGGAUGAGAUGUGGUGGAAAGUCUGUGAUUAUGGGAGUAGAUUUUUUGAAAAUCUUAUGUAGUUUUCCUUAUAGUUGUAUUGUUGUUUGUGUUGUUGUGAUAUAUUACAAUGCAUUACCUCUUUAUUUUUAAGCAAUGUUGUUUCGAUUUUUUGUUACCCCUAAUGAAGCUGUAAAAUAGUU